UUAUCCACACACAUUCGUGUCGGUCGUUGCGGUUCUUGGCAUAGUCAUUUGUAGAACGCGCAAAUCAAACUGUAAAAGGGAAACCGAAAAUGUCGAAUACACACUAGAAGCAGAAAAAAUCCAACGCAAUUUCAUCAAUGCAGCGCGCGCGUCCAUCAUACAUAUGUAUUAAUUAUUAAAUGAAAAGUGAUUUUUGUUGUACAUGGCGUGCGUCAGUCAGCGAAAGAGCCAGAGUCACGUAGCAUAAAAAAGAAGCAGGCCAUCAAAAGAAAAAGUUACAUGUGGGUAUAGUGGCGAAUAUGAUUUGAAAGAGAUGAGCAUAAAGAAGACAUCGCGCGACAACGAAGACGACGAUUAAAACACACACAAAGCGCGACACAAAUAACAAAUACAAAAAAAAAGCAGAAAAAUAGUGCUUGAAAAAAGCCGGAACGACACAAAUGAAUGGGCCUCAACACUCGUACGCUGCCAAACUACAUAUAUACAUGUGCACACAUAUGCAUACAAAACACACGCAUACACUUGCGCCAACAACACCACCACCACCACAAUUACAACACAAUAACAACAAGAGCAACAUACACAUAACGCAACAUCAAUUUGUUUGAAAUCAAAAACUUGGCCCAACUACAAUAAAACAGCAAGAAGCGCAGCAUUUUAGUAUUGUGCGCAGCGCUAGCGGGCUACAUAUGUAAUUCCAUUUAUUGCUACAAAAGCAACAACUGCAACUGCAACCGCAGCAGGCAACUUAAAUUUUAAGAUUAUAAACAAACAACAAAAAACCAGCUAAUUGUAAGACUUUAGUUAGUAAUUAAGCAUAGUAACAGCAUGUGGAAUUCCGAACCAACACAUCGCCAGCAGCAGCAGCAGCAACAACAGCAGCAGCAACAACAACAACAACAAUAUAAUGGCAACACUACCUCGGCGGGGGUCGGCGGGCAGCCUGCCAAACAAUUGGGCAUGACAUCGGCCAUUAGCCUGGCCGAGCCUCGUGCCGAGGAUCUGCAGCGCACAGAGGAGCUUAGCAAAUCUCUGGAGCCGUACAAUGUCUUUGAGAGCCAGGAUGAGCUGAAUCAUCGCAUGGAAAUAUUGGCCAAGCUGAAUACGCUGGUCAAGCAGUGGGUCAAGGAGAUAUCCGUUAGCAAGAAUAUGCCCGAGGCGGCCGCCGAGAAAUUGGGCGGCAAAAUCUACACAUUCGGCUCAUAUCGCCUUGGCGUGCAUCAUAAGGGGGCGGAUAUCGAUGCGCUGUGCGUGGCGCCGCGUAAUAUUGAGCGUACCGAUUAUUUUCAGAGCUUCUUUGAGGUCUUGAAGAAACAGCCCGAGGUCACCGAAUGCCGUUCCGUCGAGGAAGCUUUCGUGCCGGUCAUCAAAAUGAAUUUCGAUGGCAUCGAAAUUGAUUUACUAUUUGCGCGGCUUUCGCUCAAGGAAAUACCCGAUGAUUUUGAUCUGCGCGAUGAUAAUCUGCUCAAGAAUCUGGAUCCUCGUUCGGUGCGAAGCCUGAACGGCUGUCGUGUCACCGACGAGAUACUAGCCCUGGUGCCCAAUAUUGAGAACUUUCGCCUGGCGUUGCGCACCAUCAAAUUGUGGGCAAAGAAGCAUGGCAUCUAUUCAAAUUCGCUGGGCUAUUUUGGCGGCGUCACCUGGGCUAUGCUGGUGGCACGCACGUGCCAGCUGUAUCCAAAUGCUGCCGCCGCAACGCUGGUGCAUAAGUUCUUUUUGGUCUUCUCACGCUGGAAGUGGCCCAAUCCGGUAUUGCUUAAGCAUCCCGAUAAUGUCAAUCUACGAUUUCAGGUCUGGGAUCCGCGUGUUAAUGCCUCGGAUCGUUAUCAUUUGAUGCCGAUUAUAACGCCCGCAUAUCCACAACAAAACUCCACAUUCAAUGUGUCCGAGUCAACAAAGAAGGUCAUAUUGACCGAAUUCAAUCGCGGCAUGAGCAUCACGGAUGAGAUCAUGCUCGGUCGCGUCAGUUGGGAUCGCCUUUUCGAGGCGCCCAGUUUCUUUUACAGAUAUCGUCAUUUUAUCGUACUGCUCGUCAACUCACAGACAGCCGACGAUCAUUUGGAAUGGUGCGGUCUGGUCGAGUCCAAGGUGCGCCUGCUCAUUGGCAAUCUGGAGCGGAAUCCGCACAUUGUCCUGGCCCAUGUCAAUCCAAAAUGCUUUGAGCUGAAAAAGGGCGCUGCUAGCGCUAACAAUUCGCAGAAUAACAGCGGCAAUGAGGAAGAUUUGAAGCAGCAGCAGCAGCAGCCGGCACAAACCGGCGUCACCACGGCACCGUUCUGUUCGCUUUGGUUUAUUGGCCUGGAGUUCGAGCGUUCCGAGAACCUCAACAUUGACCUCACCGAGAGCAUACAAAACUUUACAGAGCAUGUGAUUAUGCAUGGCUUGAACAUCAAAAUGCUGAAGGAGGGCAUGGCCAUUGAUGCGCGCCAUUUGAAGCGCAAACAGCUGUCGCUCUACCUGGACGCAGACUUUCUCAAGCGCGAACGCAAGUCCAUGGAAAGUCACAACAAUUUCAACAAUACGUUGCUGGCGAAUCGCAAGCGUCUGUCCUCGGAGCUGGCGCAAUCACAGGAUCCGCUGCCGCCGGUUCAACAAACGGCAAGCAGCAAUCGUGGACGCGACAGCGGAGGUGUUAAGAGGCAACGUUUGAGUGAAUCGCUCAUUGAGGACAAUUCGAAUGCCUCUAGCGAUACGGGCGGCAUGACGCCGACCACACCCACAGCGGCGCAAAUGAAUGCGCCCAGUUUCAAGGCAACGAGCAAGAAUGGCUCGGAUAGCAGCAACUGUGUGGACAACACGGAGCAGGCAGCAGCAGCAGCGUCCGUGCCGCAUAAUAAUGGCAGCAGCAGCAACAACAAUGCUAGCAGCAACAAUAACAACAACAGCAGCACGACGACAGCUGAGGUAGCCUGCUCGUGACAACCGCCAAUGCCACAAGCACAGCAUCAGCAGCAGCAUCAGCAGCCACAGCAGCCACAACAGCAACAGCAGCCGCCGUCGCUGCCGCCACCGCCACCGUCUCAUCAUCAUCAUAAAUUUCGCAAGAACAACAAUGCGGCCGCGGCGGCUGCCUCCAAUAGCAUUUUUAACCAGCGUUCAAUACUGCAUGCGGCUUCUAGUCUUACGGCCGCUCUAAGCAUAACGGGACACAAGCGCAAGCAGCCAGCAACAACAACAACAACAACAGCAGCAGGAGCAGCAACAACAACAGUUGUUGCCAGCAACAGUAGUAAAAAUGGCAGCGGCAACAACACAACUACUUUAUGCUACUACAUUGAUGACGAUGAUGAUAACAACCAACAGCAUCAGCAGCAACUGCAACAGCAACCACCUACCACCCAAAAACCACAACAGAAACAACCACAACAGCAACAACAACAACCAGCGCAUGUCGCUGCUGCUAGAGCCAUGCCAGCAACAGCAGCAACAACAACAACUGCAGCAGCAGCCGCAACAGCGGCAACGACAAUUUCUUUGUAAAAAGCUAUUACAUGUACCAUUAAGGCUUAGUUUUCAUAGUUAACCUACCCAUUGAUUUUCCCUGGCAUUUUGAUGUCACAAAACUGAAUGGAAGCCCCUAUAUUUUAUACAAAACGGUUUCCAUUUUAAAGCUGAAGAGUUUUGUUUUUACUUUUAGCCCUCAACGCAAGUGCGUUGGGCAUAUGCAUACAUACCAUAGAAAACGGACAACAACAACAACAA
Molecule: messenger RNA, 3702 nt
Organism: Drosophila montana
Lineage: Eukaryota; Metazoa; Arthropoda; Insecta; Diptera; Drosophilidae
Gene: hrg
Product: hiiragi
Exons: 9
Cellular component (GO): nucleus
Molecular function (GO): poly(A) RNA polymerase activity; RNA binding
Source: RefSeq, a predicted model, not a curated record